This is a messenger RNA of Metarhizium album ARSEF 1941, 1695 nucleotides long. RefSeq names its product PWWP domain-containing protein. The transcript has 5 exons. Bases 1 to 1695 code for a protein of 564 amino acids. Lineage: Eukaryota; Fungi; Ascomycota; Sordariomycetes; Hypocreales; Clavicipitaceae. The record is from RefSeq and is a predicted model, not a curated record.
AUGGCCGAAAAGGCAUCCGAGAACGCUGACAUCACGGCGCCAGUUGCUGAUACUGGUGUUGGUGCUGGCGCUGGCGCUGGUGAUGGUGCUGGUGCUGGUGCGGACGCUGAUGCCGAUGCUCCUCCUCCUCCUCCUCCCGCUGCUGCUGCUGCUGCUGCUGUUCCCGAGACUAAGGCUGAUGAGGCCAAGCCAGAGGGCGGAGCUGUCGAGGAUGGCGCCGAGGGCUCAGACGAGCCCAAGCCUGCCGAAGCUACUGACAAGACGACCGAGAAGGCCGAACCCGACAAGGACACCACCGCCGGCGAUGCCCACGUCGAAACGGAGGACGCGCCGGACACCACAGCGGUCGAGGGAGACACUACCAUAGUUUCCAUCGCAGAGACCCCGACAGCGAAAGCCAAGGGGGGCCGCCGCAAGUCUACUGGAGGCGGUCUAAGUAGAAAGGGAUCAAAGGCCCGCCUGACUCACACUGAUGCCAAACCUGGUGAUCAUUUCUUGGUGAAACUCAAGGGUUUCCCCGCAUGGCCCGCCAUUAUUUGCGACGAGGACAUGCUGCCUCACGCCCUCGUCACUAGCCGGCCCGUCUCUGCGGCCAGACCAGAUGGUACAUAUGCUGAAGCUUUUGCCGAUGGCGGCAAGCGUAUCAAGGACCGAACCUUUCCCGUCAUGUAUCUGCACACUAACGAGUUUGGAUGGGAGAAGAACACCAACCUUUCGGAGCUUAGUGCCGACAAGGCCAAGGAGACCAUCAACGAUAAAAUGCGCAAAGACUUGAAGGCCGCGUUUGAACUGGCCAUCGAGCACCACCCCGUCGAGUACUACAAGGACAUCCUCAAGAGCUUCCAGGAAGAACUGAUUGCUCAGGAAGAGGCGCGGAAAGAAGCCGCUGCCACCCCCAAGAAAGGAAAGAAGGGAAAAAGCAAGGCUACUGAUGAAGAAGAAGACGCCGAGAUGGCUGAGCCGGAUGCUUCUGCCAAAAAGUCCAGGAAGAGAAAGGCAGAGGACGAGGCUGCUACCCCCCAACGCGCCGACUCUGUCAAGAAACCCAAGAUUAAACUAAACACGUCAUCUACGCCAAAGACAGCAAACGGAGCCGGUACGCCAAAGUCUACUGCUGGGUCCGCUGCCAAAAUUACCAAGGUCAAGGCCAAGAAACCAAAGGAGGCCAAGGAGGCGGGCGAGAAGAAGGCUGAGAGCUCCAAGGAGAGCAAGAUUGACCCUGAGGAGCGCCACAAGCGCAAGGUGAAGGAAGUGUUGUUCCUCCGUCACAAGCUUCAAAAGGGUCUCUUGACAAGAGAGCAGCAACCCAAGGAGGAGGAGAUGCAGGGCAUGUCAGACUUCAUCACUCUGCUCGAGAAGUUUGGAGACCUCGAAGUAUCCAUCAUCCGGGCUACCAAGAUCAACAAGGUGCUGAAGGCCAUCCUCAAGCUUGAUGCCAUCCCUCGCGAAGAGGAAUUCCAGUUCAAGAAGCGAUCACAGUCUCUUCUUGAUAAGUGGAACAAGUUGCUGGCCAGUGACACUUCGGCAAACGGAGUGAAUGGCGCGCAAGAGUCACAUGUUGAAGCCAAAAAAUCCGACGCCAACGGCGUCAAAGUAGACGGCGAGCCCAAAUCUGAGGCUGCUGCGGAGCCAAAAGCCGACAAGGCUGAUGCUGGCGAGCCAACCAGUGUCAAGGCCGCUGAUGAGGUUAGUUGA